This is a messenger RNA of Tricharina praecox, 803 nucleotides long. RefSeq lists its product as uncharacterized. The transcript has a single exon. Bases 123 to 629 code for a protein of 168 amino acids. NCBI's taxonomy places the organism in Eukaryota, Fungi, Ascomycota, Pezizomycetes, Pezizales, Pyronemataceae. The record is from RefSeq and is a predicted model, not a curated record.
CCGCCCUGAAGGUUUGGGUCAGUCCUGGCACGUGCACUCGCCCUGCCGAUCCGGACCCUGGCCAGGCCCGAGAUAACGCGGGCAGAAAAGUGCAACUCACGCCAAGCACUCGCUUUGUGCGCAUGCCGCACGCAUAUGAUACAUCUGUGCAGAUUCGCCGGGUUUCUGGCACUUGCAUAUCGCAUGGCGAGUGGUGGACCAACAUCGCACGAGAGACGCACACUCUGGUUCGAUAUGUUCUGAUCCUAUGCGCCGUCUGCUUCUUCCCCUACGGCGUUGGCUCGAAUCCGUCCAUCUCCGAAAGCCAACUGCAGCUGCUGCCGUCGCGCAUCCCUCACCACACCUCCACCAUCCCGCUCUGCCUCUGCGCCCAAUCACCAUGGCCUCCCCGCCGCCGCCCCCACAGCCCACGGACUAUGCGGCCUGGGACACCCCGUCGCUUAUCGCCCGCAUCCACAGCCUCGAGGCCACUCUCUCUGCCGCAAACCCGAACUCGUCUGUUCCUCACCCCACCCCACGCACCCCCGCCUCACCCGACUGACACCACCACGAUGACAGCAAACCCGCAACCACCAAGCCGCGCAAAGCCUCACGGGAUUUCGAUUCCUCGCGCUACUCUACCCGUCUGAUCGCGCUGAAGUUCGCGUACAUCGGCGCACCGUACGGCGGCUAUGAGUACCACGGCAACGACACGGCCCUACCCACCGUCGAGGAAGUGCUCUUCUCUGCGCUGCUGAAGGCGCGGCUCGUGCCCACGCAGCCCGGCCACCCACAGCCCACAUCGCCCGAGGCGUGGCCGGGCG